AUGAUUGUGUUCACGAUCACGAUUACGAUUACGACCAUCAUUACGAUUAUGAUCAUGAUUACGACAGUGAAUGCGGCUAGUUAUGACUACGAUUAUGAUCACAAUUGCGAUUUUGAUCACGGCCACGGCUGCCAUGAUUACGAUUGUGAUUGCGAUUAUGAUUUUGGCUAUGAUUGCGAUUGCGCUCAUGAUUACGAUCAUAGGCACGAUUAUGAUCACGACUGCGACUGCGAUCGUGACUAUGAUUACGACCAUGAUUGCGAAUGCGACUAUAAUCACGAUUUUGAUUAUGGCUACGAUUACGAUCGUGACCAUGGUUACGACUUUGAUCAUGACCACGAUAGCGGUCAUGACCAUGAUCGCGAUCAUGACCAUGAUCAUAAUCACGGCCAUGACUAUGACGAUCACGACUACGGUCACGACCGUGAUUACGACCACGAUGAUUGCGAUGACCACGAUUAUGAUCGUGAUCACGAUGACUAUGAUCACGGUGAUUACGACCAUGGUUAUGCUGAUCACGAAUAUGAUCAUGGUUAUCGCGAUUAUUAUGAUCACGGACACGACCACGAAAAUUAUGAUUAUGAUUACGGUGGUGAUUACGAUGAUCAUGAUCACAAUCAUAAUUAUAGAGAUCGUGGUCACCGUGACUAUAAUUAUGAUUGA
Messenger RNA from Gongylonema pulchrum, 663 nucleotides. NCBI's taxonomy places the organism in Eukaryota, Metazoa, Nematoda, Chromadorea, Rhabditida, Gongylonematidae. The record is from the annotation of a GenBank genome assembly.